This is a messenger RNA of Amphimedon queenslandica, 1093 nucleotides long. RefSeq names its product hemicentin-1-like. The coding region runs from base 8 to 1093 and encodes 361 amino acids. The record is from RefSeq and is a predicted model, not a curated record. Gene Ontology annotation, biological process: homophilic cell-cell adhesion. The transcript has 7 exons. NCBI's taxonomy places the organism in Eukaryota, Metazoa, Porifera, Demospongiae, Haplosclerida, Niphatidae. Gene Ontology annotation, cellular component: plasma membrane.
AUCGAUUAUGUUACGCCUUGCAGCUUGCUCUCUCUUCUUUUGGCCACGUGGACGAGGCACUGGUGACAUGUGGCAGCUAUUCUUUGCCACUGUACUUACAGUGCUGUUUCAUUUCGGCCAGUGCGAGAACUAUUCUCUUGUAGUGACUCCGAAUGUAGUUGUGGUUCAGAAGACAAUGGAUUAUGUUUGGCUCACCUGUGGCAAGAAAACAGAAGAAGGCCACGAAGAAAACGUGGAAAGACCAGCGUGUCAUCACUACCUAUGGUGUCAGAUUCAUUGGUAUAAAGAUGAGAGACGAUUGUGCAACAGUGCCAAGUAUAACAUGACAAAGGAGAAAUUGCGUAUUGGAUAUCCUCUAACUGGAGUAGAUAGUGGAGUCUACUCAUGUGCUUGCUGCUUUUGUACUUGCACGGCAAACCUAAGUGCUUCAGCAACAUUAUGGGUUCCUCCUGAUGUAACUGCCAGUCCUAAUCAGUCUCUAACCAUUGGUCACACUGGUGUUCUUUCAUGCAAUUUAUCUGGUAUCAUCACAAAAAUCUUUUGGUAUAAGAAUGGCCGUUACAUCACUAAAUGGAAGACAGGUGCAAGAUGGAAAGGGAAUUAUUUUCCUUAUGGCAAUGGUAGUCUAGCUAUAAGAGAUGUUUCGUUGGAUUCUGAUGGCUAUUAUGAUUGUGUUGCAAUGAAUAAAGCUGGAAAGAAUUCUGCCAGAAUAUAUAUUGAGUUGAAAUGGCCUCAGUCUGUUGCACAGAAAACUAGCAAGUGUCCAAAAGUAUUGGGACCAGCUAGUGAGGAGGCUCAUUUUGAUAGAGAGACCAGAGAACCAAGGGGCCUUGAAAGUAAACUCGUUGUGCAAGAUAUAAUUGCAGAAGAAGUGUAUUGGACUGAGGAAGAAAAACAAAGGAAAAUUCACAGUCCAGUAACCCUCGAAGUCUCUCAUACCUGUGUCAGUUCAGAGAGUGGUGAAAGGUUGUAUCUUGAUUGUCGUGUUGUGGGUUAUCCUGUACCUAUUAUAUAUUGGAGUAAGGCAAUAGCGGAAGAACAUUCUUUGAAACAAAGGAAUCAUGAGGUAACUGACUUAAAGAAGCUAUCUUAG